CAUACCAGACUCACAUUUCACUACAGGUUGUAUUUGCAUAUAACUGUGUAUGUGACAAAUAAAAACCUUGAAAUAUUUCUGUUUUACUCCACAAAUUUAUCAGGGUGGAAUUAGAAUACCACCAAAUUGAUAUUUGCUCUUCAUACAUGUUUUUGAUAACACUGCUCUUACAUUUCAUUACACGCAACUUUUCCAUUUAAAUGUUAUUUUCUAGCAGUAUAAAGCACACUCGAGCUUCUAUGUACCAUCAGUCUGCUGUCUCUCUUUUGUUUGCCCCCCUGUCAUUUCCACUCCUCUCUCAUUUCCUGUGUCCUGUUGUCAUGGCCACUGUUGCCAAGGAGAGGCGGCCACAAUAGAAGGAAAUGUAAACCAGAGAUCUUGUAGCCUUAAUAUUUUAUUCAUCAGCACAGACACUAACGUCUCCGGGUUAUAGAGCGAGGCGAAACAGAGGGCGAAACACGUUCAGAUAGUUAGAAACAAAUCAUCUUUCCUUGUUCUUUAUCAAAUAAACACUUUAAAAUGCAUAUUUUUAUAUUGAUAGUAACACAGCUCUAAACAACACAACACUAUGUCAAUUCAUCUUCAAAAACCUGGCAAAGCAUUAUAUUGUAUUGAUGUAAACAGAUCUGUACUUCACACGUCACACUGUUAAAAUUAUUUACAGAGAUACGUUUUACAAGAAAUCGACUGGCGUACUGCAAAGUGAAGUUUUUGCAGUUAGUCAUUCCAGUCGCCCUCAUACAUGCCCAUACUUCUCUCUCAAAGCAAGAUUUUAGUCAAAACCUAUUCACCAAAGCCAAAGCGCAUCUGUUUUAGCAGCGGGUCAGUAUUUUUAAGCCCCAUUGUUGAGGGCCCUAAAUUAUUUUGUUGUUAAUUGAUCCUCUGACAGACACCACACUCGCCCUCCCUCCUUUCUCUUGCCCCGUCUCCCUCUAUACACUGCUAUUUGCUUUCUUUUCGGCUUUGGUCAGGACUGUUUCUGGAAAACUGGCACACUUAAACACCUGUAAAUGUUAUCGGGCCGCCCAAUAGACGAUCACCGCCGUGCCUGCAACUAACCAACCGGUGAUGGUUUUGUUGUAGGGAGGGAAGAGGAGACUGCUUUUGUCUUUGCUUAAGUGGUUUGAGGCACGACACCCUUUUUGUGUUUCGGCUGCUCUUGAUACGAAGAAGAAGAAGAAGAUAUUGUCCUUUGGGUUUCAUCCUCACAGAAACCAACACGUGUUGGUGUGUCAAAUCUGAAGAACUUAUUUGCAGCAUCAAUUGGAUUUUUAACUCAAGCAAAACUGCCGGAUAAUUUGCAAAGGAUUGUGCCGUUUACGUUAGUCUUGAUUCUUUCAACAUUGCUCAAAUUCUUUGGUUUGUUUGGGUCUUUGGAGGUAAUCCAGCCGCUGCCUCCAUGUAACAGUAUCAAAUUUAAUCUGUGUGACCCGUUUGGGUAAGUCAACACCAACGUGGGUAGCAACAGAGGCACACGUCCGGAUGAUAAGAGGAGAUCUUUCUUUACAGAGAAGAGAACAAGUCCGCUGCCACCUACUUCUGCCAUCUGGACGUAGGAACUUCAAAGUUUCAGUCGGUCCAAUGUGGGAGUAAUAAGAGGAUUGGCAGUCGUGCCAACCUCUGACAGUUAUCCCUAUCUGGACCUUCUGCCAGCGGAAAGGUGUCGUCGAGGUUGUGGCCCGAGGAGGCGUGGUAUUCAGAGGGUGGCGAUAUGGUGAACACAGGAAUGCAGCUGAUCAGCUUUACCUGCGCCGUGACAGGCUGGGUGAUGGCUAUAGCGGUGACGGCGCUGCCCCAGUGGAAGGUCACGGCCUUUAUAGGCAGCAACAUCCUUACCUCCGAGAUCGUCUGGCAGGGCAUAUGGAUGAACUGUAUCUACCAGACCACCGGACAUAUGCAGUGUAAGACCUACGACUCCAUGCUGGCUCUGCCGCCUGAUAUCCAGGCGGCACGGGCUCUGAUGUGCAUUGCCAUCUUCUUGGGCUGGUUGUCCUGCACCGUCUCUUGCUGUGGCAUGAAGUGCACCACCUGCGCCGGGGACGAUCGCCAUGCCAAGGCCGGCAUAGCUCUGUCCGGUGGGGUGCUCUUCAUCCUGACGGGCCUGUGCGUCCUAGUUCCGGUUUCUUGGACAGCAAAUACUGUGGUGCAGGACUUCUACAACCCUAACGUUCCCCUGCAGCACAAGCGGGAGCUGGGUCAGGCCAUUUAUUUGGGAUGGGCGGCAGCCGUGAUCCUUAUGAUCAGCGGGGCCGUGCUGAGCAGCACCUGCCCACACAUCGAAAGAGGGGGGUACAGACGAGGGUUCACGGGCCGUAGUUUCGCCAACUCUAGGCCUUCCGCACCCGAUCUCCCCAAACCCAUCACCACCAGCACCUUGCCUCUUAAGGAGUACGUAUAGGGAGAAAUUUGAGCAGAUGUUUGUGAUGUAAAGUGCUAAUGAGAGGCUAAAUAGGGAGACUCAGUUGGAAAUGAAAUGUGCACUCAGUAAAUAUUUAGUUUUUUUGCUGGAUAGAGGCGCUUGCCGCUUGAUGUCCAGUAAUUUCUUUACCGUUUGUUUCCUAGCUCCCGCUUGUUUAGUUGUUUUAUUCAUUUUUUUGUAUUGGUGGAUCACACACAUGCUUAUUCAUACUAAAGUAUAGGCUCUUAUGUGGUGUUUAAUUUGUAUAUUGUGUUAUUGUUGUUAUGUUCGGUUUGCUUGUUCUAUUAGAUGUACCUAAAAAUUAUGUUAAUGCUUUACACACUAUCAAAAAAUAGUUCCUAGCUGUCACUCAGGAAGUAAAAAUUUUUCCAUAAAAUGUACCAUUUAGUACCAUUAUCUACAUUUGAGGUAUUAUUAUGAACUCUUUAGGUGCAAUGGUGUAUUUUUAAAAGGGUACCGCCCCAGUGACAGCUUGGGACCAUUUUUCUGAAACGUAUAAAUCCUUAAAGCUGAAGUGUGUCAUUUCUCUGCUCCUUGCAUCAUCAAAUGAAAUUGUGUUUUUAAAUUUCCUGGACAUUCUUAUUAUUAUUUCUCGGUUGGAUUAAUAACCCAAAACUUUCAAAUGUUGUUUCUGAAUAAUAAGAUGGGAUGGGGAAAAGGAUUUUGAUGUAGAAAAAAGUUUUGGCUUUGGCUUUUAUAAAAAUUAUUUAUUUUGCUGAUAUUGCUGGUCAAGUGAUCUCAACACUGCAUACGCCACAGGAACCUCUUCAUAUGUUAAUGAACAUCACGUGAUAUCUUUCAGAAGUAUUAUUCUUAAGGGGGUAAAACUUUUCAAAUGUGAAAAAAUACUGGGUGCACCUUUAAUUAAAGAUAAAUUUGUAUUUAAGGCACAAAGUUUUCUCUCUUAAUAAUACUAUAUCAGUAUUGUAGUGGGUCUGAGACUAAAAGGUCCCAUUCUUUCUGUGUUUUUGAAGCUUUGAUUGUGUUUAGAAUGCGCAAUAUGACAUGUGCUCAUGUUUCAUGUGUAAAAUAAACCGCAGUAUUUUCACACAACUUACUUAUCUGUAUAGCGCUGUUUUCCCUGUCCUAAAAAAGAGCUGAUGUCUUCCUUGUUCUAUAAAGUCCCUCCUUCAGAAAUACGUAACGAGUUCUGAUUAUGUAGUUUGUUUAGUGUGUUGUGAUUCGAUAGCAGAUUGGCUUGCCGUUAGCUUAGCUGGCGACUGACGUAUUCCUGUGGGCGGAGUUUAGUCAAAAAACUGUUCUAGUGACGUCAUUAAAGCAGGAAGUAGAGGGCUGUAGUCCAAACGGCCAUUCACUGUAGACUUUAAAAGACGAAUUUUGUUAAAGAAAAUAUAUCGCCUGGCAGUGAACUUUAAGCUUUAUCAUUUUACAGGUAUUAUUUAUUGUAUUAUAGCAACAUUACACACGCACUAGGGUAUAAAAAAUGGGAUCGGAAAAAACGUGACCUUUAACUAUUUUAUCAAUGUAUGUUAUGCUCUCAUGAAAAAUGUGGAUGGUUACACUAUGCUAUUUAUGAUUAUUAUUAUUUAGAUUAACUUUACCGUUUUGAUCUUUAUUUGAUUUUGUUUAAAAACCCCGAUAGCACUGACAUUCAAGACCUAUCUUCAGUGUCUUCCCAUGCAUAAAGGGGCCAUGGCAUGAAGUGCUAUAAUUGGGUCCCCAGUGCUUCUAUCAACCUAGAAAAUGUGAAAAAGAUCAACCCAGUAACUUAGUAUUGUUAAACCAUUCUCUACAAGCACAUGAAAAAAUAGGUCGUUGAAAUUUGGCUCUCCUUAUGAUGUUAUAAGGAGCUCUUAUUAUAAUAAUACCGCCCCUUAAUCCGCACUAUCCAACCACAGCACUGCCAUUUAGUGCAGAGAAAAGCACAAUUGAGUUUUAAUUGCAACAAACCACCAUCAUUGUGAUCAGUGUUUGAAUUUCAUCAGCUCAUUUGCAUUUUAAAUGACACACCCAAAAUGGCAUAUUUUUGCAUACACAUACAAAGUGGCAAUUUAAACAUGUUAUAAUAAAUUAUUUAUAUGGUAUUUUGAGCUAAAACUUCACAUAUGUGCUCUAGGGACACCAAAGAUUUAUUUCACAUCUU
Misgurnus anguillicaudatus (oriental weatherfish) is the source of this 4523-nucleotide messenger RNA. RefSeq names its product claudin 35 (gene cldn35). Lineage: Eukaryota; Metazoa; Chordata; Actinopteri; Cypriniformes; Cobitidae. The record is from RefSeq and is a predicted model, not a curated record. Gene Ontology annotation, molecular function: structural molecule activity. Gene Ontology annotation, cellular component: membrane; bicellular tight junction.